Molecule: messenger RNA, 1938 nt
Organism: Eptesicus fuscus (big brown bat)
Lineage: Eukaryota; Metazoa; Chordata; Mammalia; Chiroptera; Vespertilionidae
Gene: F3
Product: coagulation factor III, tissue factor
Exons: 6
Coding region: 198-1076 (292 amino acids)
Biological process (GO): blood coagulation
Cellular component (GO): membrane
Molecular function (GO): protein binding
Source: RefSeq, a predicted model, not a curated record
GGAGUCGGCAGGGCGGGCGCCGGGAUCGCGGAGGCGCGGGCGGCCGCGCGGCCCUUUAAUAGCGCGCCCGGCACCCGCUUCUCCAGACGCGGCUCCCCGCGCCCCUUCCCGCUCUUUCCCCAGGGGCGCUUUCGGCCCAACCUUCCCAGCCUUCGGGGCGCAGCGAAUCCUCCCGACCUCGCCACCAGCUCCUGGACAUGGCGUCUCCCACCGGACCCCGGCUGACCUGCCCCGAGGCCGCUGUCUCCAGGACACUCCUCCUCGGCUGGGUCCUGGUCCAGGUGGCCGGAGCCUCAGGCACUACAGGUGUGGUGGUGGCAUAUAAUUUAACAUGGAAAUCAACGAAUUUCAAGACAAUUUUGGAGUGGGAACCCAAGCCCAUCAAUCAUGUCUACACUGUUCAGAUAAGCCAUAGAUUAGGAAACUGGAAAAACAAAUGCUACUCCAUCACAGACACAGAGUGCGACCUCACUGAUGAGAUUGUGAAAGACGUGAAGCAGACGUACUCAGCGCGGGUCCUUUCCAUGCCGGCAAAUGCCACCGGUUACACAGGGGAGCCCAAGUACACAAACUCCCCGGAGUUCAUUCCUUACUUAGAGACAAACCUCGGACGGCCAACAAUUCAGAGUUUUGAACAAAUUGGGACAAAACUGAAUGUGACGGUACAGGAUACACGGACCUUAGUCAGAAUGAAUGGCACAUUCCUGAGCCUCCGGGAUGUCUUUGGCGAGGACUUAAGUUACACACUUUACUAUUGGAAAGCUUCAAGUACAGGAAAGAAAAUGGUCAAGACAAACACUAAUGAGUUUUUGAUUGAUGUGGAUAAAGGACAAAACUACUGUUUCAAUGUUCAAGCCGUGAUUGCAUCACGAAAAGCUAACCAGAAGAGUCCAGAAAGCCCCAUUGAGUGCACCAGCCACGAGAAGGGCGUGUUCAAAGACAUGUUCUUCAUCAUCGGAGCAGUGGUGUUUGUGGCCAUCAUCUUCAUCAUCACCCUGGCCCUGUGUCUAUACAAGUGCAGGAAGGCCAGAACAAGGCGAAGUGGCAAGGAGAGCUCCCCGCUCGGUGUUGCAUAAAGCACGUGACAUUGGAGCUGCCAACUUCUGCAGAGUUUGUAUUGCACUGUGACAGAGAACUUUGAAAAGAAUGGAAUAUAUGGAAACAAAAAUGAAUAUUUUGGAGCAUGGAGACCCUUGGGCCCAAAGAAAGUUCUUUAUCUGACUGUUCUCAUGAUUAGCAUUCUGGUUUUGAGACCAGCACUCAUCACUUUGGAAUGUAAUGAAUGGUACAACCAAUUCCAAGUUUUUUAAAUUUCUUUUUUAACACUAUGGCAUCUUUUGCACAUAUCAUGCUUUAGACUGUAUUUUCUACACUCAAGACGAAACCAGGCCAUCUAAGCAAAAACAAAUGAACAAAUGCCUUAAAAAGUCCUGGUGGACUUUUGGAGUAUUUUCAACGCGCUGACUUCAAACCAUGUGGGAGAGUAAAAUGGAAAUUGGGUGGACUUUUCUAACAUGUGUCUGUCCUUUUAAAAUGUGGAGUUUAGGUGUUUGUUUUUUCUUAAGAGUUCUUUUGGAGGUUCAAAACAGUUGGCAAAACAUAUGCAUGUGUUAAAUGCAGAAGACUUCUACUUUGCCUGACCAAGCCUGACAACUUUGGGCAUAUGCAUUACAGUUUAGCACUUUAACUGACUUAAAUGCUAUUGAUUAAACACUUGACAGCUAGCUAUAUUUUUAUAAGACUACUAUACAAACAAACUAAAGUUUAUGAUUUAAGGUACUUCAAGUUUAUAUGGUCAACAUUGUGUAUAUUUUUAUAAAUUUUUAAAGGUUUUAUAUAUGGGGAUUUUCUAUUUAUAGAAGUAAUAUUCUGUUUGUAUAUAUUGAUAUAAUUUAUUUAAUAUAGUUUUAUAUAAAUAAAGGUGACUGGGAAUUGUGA